AUGUCACGGAACAGUGAAGGUACGUUGAGUACAUGUAGCAGUACUGGUAGCAGGAGUAGUGGUUUGUUUAGUGAUCUAGAUGUUGAUUCACCUGGCGGCCAUCUUAAAAAACGUAACAGUGAUAUAGAAAGUCCUACCAUGUACAGUCUAUCUGGACCUCACUUCUCUAAAUCUCCCCGAGCCCCUACUAAUUGGCAGAAAGGUCAGUUAUUAGGAACAGGAGCGUUUGGUGAGGUCUAUAAAUGUUAUGACCUAGAUACAGGACAGGAAUUUGCUGUUAAAAUGGUGCAACUUGGUAAUUUAAAUGCUGAAACAUCGAAGGAAGUAAGAGCUCUAGAGAAUGAAUUACAGUUAUUACGUAAUUUUCAACAUGAGAGAAUAGUUCAAUAUUUUGGUUGUCAGAAUGAAGCAACUAUAUUGUCUAUAUUUAUUGAAUAUAUGCCAGGGGGUUCAGUGAAAGAUUUAAUCCAUGAUAUAGGGAGUCUACAAGAAUCUAUAGUGAAAAAAUAUACAAGGCAAAUGUUACUAGGCUUAGCUUAUUUACAUAAAAAUGUUAUUGUUCAUCGUGAUAUCAAAGCUGCUAAUGUGUUACGUGAUACUCAAGGCAAUGUGAAACUAGGUGAUUUUGGUGCUUCAAAAAGACUUCAAACUAUUCGUAAUUCUACUGGGUUAAAAACAGCAGUAGGAACUCCUCAUUGGAUGGCUCCAGAAGUUAUAAAUGGGGAAGGUUAUGGUAGAAAAGCUGAUAUCUGGAGUGUGGGUUGUUCAAUAGUUGAAAUGCUCUCUACCAAACCACCAUUUUAUGAAUAUGAACCUUUUGCUGCCAUGUUUCAAAUUGUUCAGUGCAAGCAUCCAAAAUAUGAACUUCCACCUACAGUCUCAAAUCUAGCCAAGGAAUUUUUGGCGCACACGUUUCAACGAACUCAAAUUGACAGACCUUCUGCAGAGGAUCUUUUAAAACAUAGAUUUACGCAUGAAGGAACGUAA
Molecule: messenger RNA, 987 nt
Organism: Lottia gigantea (owl limpet)
Lineage: Eukaryota; Metazoa; Mollusca; Gastropoda; Lottiidae
Exons: 6
Coding region: 1-987 (328 amino acids)
Biological process (GO): protein phosphorylation
Molecular function (GO): ATP binding; protein kinase activity
Source: RefSeq, a predicted model, not a curated record